AUGGUCUACCGUGGCAAGCCCAGUGCAGGAUGCGACGUCUGCCGUGUCAGAAAAAUCAAGUGCGAUCAAGGUCGACCGACCUGCUCACAAUGCCGGGCGGCCACUCGGACUUGCCCCGGAUACCGUGAUCAACUCUCAUUAUUGUUUCAAAAUGAAACUGCCACUGUAAUCCGGAAAGUGAAAGGUGCCGGUCUAGGGUCCUGUGAGAGCUCUACGGAACCGUGCACUGAGCACUCUGUCGAGAAUCGGCACAGGAGACCGACGCGAGGCAAAUCUGGCCGUCAGGUCAAUGAUAGCAUGUGCAGUGAUCAAUGGACUUACAAAUACCCACUACCAAUCCUCGCGUUUGCUACCGACCGAAUCUUUCAGGCCAGAUGCUUCUUCUUCAACACCUAUUCUCGGUUGACUAUCUCCAACUUGGCGAGAGAACAUUCUAUCAAUGGAAGCUUGUCAGGGACGUCUUUGGGCAAGAAGGCCUUGAUGGCAAGUAUUGAGUCAGUAGGAUUGGCAAACAUGGGGAACCUAUACAGCUCACCGGGCCUUCUCAAUUCUGCGAGAAUUAAAUAUAGUCUGGCUCUGAAUCAGAUCAAUGCAGCUCUUGGUGAUCCGAUACAAGCAAGACAAGAUACAACACUCGCUGCUAUUAUCUGCAUCUCAUUCUACGAAGUAAGUUGCAGUUCCGGUUUCUGA
Messenger RNA from Penicillium lagena, 690 nucleotides. RefSeq names its product Zn(II)2Cys6 transcription factor domain-containing protein. Gene Ontology annotation, biological process: regulation of DNA-templated transcription. Gene Ontology annotation, molecular function: zinc ion binding; DNA-binding transcription factor activity, RNA polymerase II-specific. The transcript has a single exon. The coding region runs from base 1 to 690 and encodes 229 amino acids. The record is from RefSeq and is a predicted model, not a curated record. Lineage: Eukaryota; Fungi; Ascomycota; Eurotiomycetes; Eurotiales; Aspergillaceae.